Molecule: messenger RNA, 1203 nt
Organism: Hypoxylon fragiforme
Lineage: Eukaryota; Fungi; Ascomycota; Sordariomycetes; Xylariales; Hypoxylaceae
Exons: 2
Coding region: 1-1203 (400 amino acids)
Source: RefSeq, a predicted model, not a curated record
AUGAGUCAACCAACUCCAUGGCAGCCUUCUUCGUGGCAGCCCUCAAAGGGUACUCCCAUCCGACCUUGUGAACUGCCAUUCAAGAAAUGCCCCGAGGAAAAGGAAAUCACAACCGCCCUCGACCAGGUGGGGGACUUCCAAUCAUGGAAGCGCGGCGACAAAAACAAGCAGAAGGGGAUUAACGGCAGAUUGGAAGCCAUCGACAAAUUUAUUCACGACCUCGAGAUGAGUCGCCAGGAGGGCACCCUGAAAGAUUUCAAGCGUGACAACAUGCACCCUUCAUUUGCAUCCCUUCCCGAAGAUAAGUUCUGGGACGUGAUCAACACCAUUGCCAACCUACGUGCUUUGACCAUCAAUUACAUCCUUUCUCGCCGGGUCGCAGCUGUCAUCCUCACAGAGGAGGCUAUUCGCACGUUUCAAGAAAACGGCGGCUCACAUUGGCCGGCACGCCAUCAACAUAGCUACCGCCACAAACGCAUAGCCACUCAGGCGAUAGAGCAUUUCUGGGGGUUUCAGCACUCCGGCGACCCACUGCCAUAUUCUAAGGGUGCCAUUGUCAUCUCUGAAUAUGAUGGGUGGCACAACCUAAUCGAUGACAAGUUGGCCAACGUGGCCGCUGUCUACAGAAUGGAGACAGAGAAGCAGCCCGAGCUGGGCGACAACCCUGCGGGCGACGAGGAGAACGACGCCCCGGAAAAGACAGAGGACGACGCUGGAGCCACUGUCGCGAAUGAAGAGCCUACUAGUACUGCGAUGCCCAAGAACGAAGGCACCAAGGAUAAAGACACCAAGCAUGAUAACACCAAGCACGACAGCGCCCAGCACGACAGCGCCCAGCACGACAGCGCCCAGCACGACAGCGCCCAGCACGACAGCGCCCAGCACGACAGCGCCCAGCACGACAGCGCCCAGCACGACGGCACCAAAGAUGCUACCACAUCUAAGAACAGCCAUGGAAAGAACGCCGCGGCCAUGACUAAGAAAGAUACCAAGGGCGCUGCAAUGACCAAGAGUGGAAAUGCGAAGAACACUAAGACAGUUGAGAAGUCUGACGAAAGUGGCUCUGCAAUGAAUUUGAAAGAUGAUCGUAAUGACACUGCGGUCACUACGAAGAAAGAAGUUGCAGUGAAUCAGCAGCUGCAAGUGAUGCCAAAACUGAGCAGCCCCAAAUCGACCAGACCCAAACGAGCAGCGACAAUCUAA